AUGCGGGGUGUGUGGGCAGCAGUGGUGGUGGUACUGGCGCUGGUGGCGUCAUGCGCAGCGUUCUCCAACCCAAAGUGGACGACCAACCCCUCGGGCAACCGGUUCAAGAACGCAAAGUUCUCGUUUGCCGCCCCCUUCCAGUUUGUGGCGGGCUCUGCCAUCCCGCACUGGGAGUACGGCGGGUCGACGCUUGUGAUGGACGAUUUCGUGCGGCUGACGCCGGACCGGCAGAGCCGGUCAGGCUGGGUAUACAACGUGGAUCAGUGCUUUGUGCACAACUGGGAGGCCGAGGUGGCGUUCCGUCUCCACGGCUCGGGCGCGCGGGUGUAUGGCGACGGGUUUGCGGUGUGGUAUCGGGCGGAAAAGGCAUCGCAGGUGCAGGGCGGCCCGGUUUUUGGCCUGGCCGACAAGUUCAAGGGCCUGGCGGUGUUUGUGGACACGUUUGACAACAACCAGGAUCGGGCGAACCCGCUCAUCCAGGUCAUGGUGGGCGACGGGCGGACAGCUUACGACACGAUGGAUGGCACGCAGACGAUGCUGGGCCAGUGCUCGGCUGACGUGCGCGGGACGGCGGAGCCUGUGCGGCUCCGCAUCCGCUACGAGGCCGGCAACCUGGUCGUCCAGUACCAGCUGCAGCCCGAGACCGAGUGGAAGGCGUGCGUCGAGGUCCACAACGUCGAUCUCCCGCUCGGAUACCACUUUGGCCUCUCGGCCGCAACCGGCGACGUGGCCGACAACCACGACAUCUACUCGUUUGGUCUGCAGUCGGGAGCCAGCCCGGACCGCGAGCCGCAGGUUCUGGGCUCGGGCGAGAACCUUGUCGAGGGCGGCAAGACCGGGCCGGCCAUCCAGCGCCGCAACCGUGUGCGUGCGCUUGAGAGCCCGCCUUCGUCGUCGUCGUUUGGCUGGGUUGCUGCCAUUCUCAUUGUCCUCGUCCUCGUGGGUGGCGUCGUGGCCUACGUUGUGUAUGCUCUGUCGAAGGACGACAAGAAGCGGUUCUAG
Molecule: messenger RNA, 1002 nt
Organism: Thecamonas trahens ATCC 50062
Lineage: Eukaryota; Apusomonadida; Apusomonadidae
Product: vesicular integral-membrane protein VIP36
Exons: 3
Coding region: 1-1002 (333 amino acids)
Biological process (GO): endoplasmic reticulum organization; endoplasmic reticulum to Golgi vesicle-mediated transport; Golgi organization
Cellular component (GO): COPII-coated ER to Golgi transport vesicle; Golgi membrane; endoplasmic reticulum membrane
Molecular function (GO): D-mannose binding
Source: RefSeq, a predicted model, not a curated record